UUUUCAUGAGCUCUUAAAGUUUAUUGUUUUAGGUGUAGAUAAAUGUAAAAAAACAUGUAUUGAUGAUGAGUGAAAACAAAGAUCCUGAUCAGGAUGGUGUAGUGAACAGUAAAAGAAAAAAAGCAUUGAGUAUUGGUGAUUAUUUCUCAAAACGAAGGAAAAUGUCAGCUUCUAAUAAUGAUACCCAAGAUGAUAACAAGAAAAGGCGGGAACUGUUGGCAUCUGCUGCUGAGAAACGAUUAGAACAAAAUAAACAAGGAACUGCAUCUUUGCACGAGUCUGCUGCUGAAAAGCUAUUGGCUAACAUAACAAAAGAAGCUAAGUCGCCGAAUGACACAAACGAAAAUAACUCGUUGAAUAACUGCGGUACUUCGGGAACGAGUCAUGAUGUUAGUGUAAAUAAAGCAGAGGUGACGAUACCUGGCAGAUUUAAGAGGACGCCAUCAAGCUCUGAGGUGUUGCCCAAGCUGACUCCCACAGAUACCCAUACUAUUUUAUUUCGACCUCAUGUUUUGCCGAAUAAAAUACCGAGGCCAUAUCCAGACACGUAUAAAGACAUGUGGGAUAAAAACCACGUCAGAAUGCCUUGCUCACCCGAAAAUCUUUAUCCGACGCAUGAUAAGAAAAUUCAAAAGCGCUGGGAGCUGAUCGAGGCAACAUUAUUACAGCCGUUUCAGUCAUCGCAUGAUUUAGAAGAGGCGAUUUUGGUGUACAACCACCAUUACAAAGAGAAAUGGAAUUUCGAAUGUUGGCAUAGUUACUGUAAUAUUGAAUUGGGAGAAGAUCAGCGGGAGGACCUCUUUGGAACACUUUUGCCGAACAUGGUUCAGUUAGCUUUGCAGUUACCUUCUGUUGUUACGACGUCACCCAGACUCUUACGCCAAGGCGUGUCGCAAAGUAUUACAUUUUCGCAAAAGCAAGUCGCUUGCUUGUUAGCAAACGCGUUCUUUUGUACCUAUCCUAGACGGAACUCGUUAAAAAACUCGGAAUAUUCGGCUUAUCCGGAUAUUAAUUUUAGUAAGAUAUUUCGAGGCUUAAAAGAUGUAGUGAACACCGUAAAGACUGAAAAACUGAAAACGGUUUUAAAUUACUUUCGUCGAGUUUUAAAAGAAAUGCCGACCGGGACGGUGACAUACUCGCGGAACGUACUUAGCGAGAGUAAAACGCCGCUUUGGGAAAAGCGUACCGACGAAUUUUGUGAUCUGUUUGUUUCGUCCACCGGCACUAUUGAAGACAAUGGCGAAGGUAUGCUGCAGGUGGAUUUCGCCAAUCGAAUGAUUGGAGGUGGUGUUGUGGGCGAGGGGUGUGUGCAGGAAGAGAUCCGUUUUCUGAUAUGUCCGGAACUUAUACUCGCUAGGUUAUUUACUGAAAAACUUGAACCCAACGAAAGCUUAGUGAUAACAGGUGUAGAAAGGUUCAGUAGAUACUCUGGAUAUGCGCAGACGUUUAAAUACCAGGGCACGUACCACGAUUUCACGCAAAGAGACCGUUGGGGAAGGCUCUACACGCAGGUGGUCGCAAUCGACGCACAUGUGUUUCAUAACUACACAGACCAAUUUAAAUCUGUGAGCUUAAAGAGAGAACUAGAAAAAGCUUACUGCGGAUUUUUAGACACUUCAACGUCACAGCCUUCUGCCAUAGCAACUGGUAACUGGGGUUGUGGCGCCUUCGGUGGCGAUGUGCACUUGAAAUCACUUAUUCAACUCAUGGCUGCUGCCGUGGCGAAAAGGGAUUUAGUUUAUUUCACCUUCGGUGAUGAAGAACUGACCAAGAAUUUGCAGGAUUUUCAUGAGUUUUUAAAAACGUCAAAAGUUACUGUGGGUCUUUUGUGGAAUUUAUUAGUUCGAUACGGACGAGAGUUAAAAUCAAAGCAAGAACACAUUCCGUUGUAUCCUUACUUGAAGAAAAUCUUCAGCGACUACACAUGCGAUACAGACGACGAAGAGAGCUCGUGCAAUGAGGAAAAUCCGCUAGAAAUAAGAGGAGUUCCGUGUGAAAUACCCUCAGAUAUGCCUCCCCUUUCACCGGAAUAUGGUAACGACACUCCGUGAUAUUUGCAACGAAACCCGCUCGUGACAUUAAAUAACCGUUCUGUAACAAUAUGAAAACUUUUUUAAUUCUCGCAUCUUUUUAGAGAUUUUUUAAUUUUGCUUACAAAGGUUAUCUUAAGGGAGAAUCUUUUCCGUAAAUAACUAGAUAGAUGUACUGUCGCUUUUCCCUCUUGAUAACCUGUCAUCACCCGCUACAUUUUCAGACCACGUAAUACCCUUCACAGGGGGAGUACUUUUUGAACUAAAUGUCUGAAUUUUCUAUCUCUCUUUUAAUAUGUUACAGACGAAAAUAGUUGCAUUGUAUAUUAUGUUUUCACAUGUAGUUUAUUCAGAACAUCGAAAGAGAUGGGCUUUAGAAACACUACCCAAAUAAGCAAA
Molecule: messenger RNA, 2429 nt
Organism: Hydractinia symbiolongicarpus
Lineage: Eukaryota; Metazoa; Cnidaria; Hydrozoa; Anthoathecata; Hydractiniidae
Product: poly(ADP-ribose) glycohydrolase-like
Exons: 2
Coding region: 63-2051 (662 amino acids)
Biological process (GO): carbohydrate metabolic process; regulation of DNA repair; nucleotide-sugar metabolic process
Cellular component (GO): nucleus; cytoplasm
Molecular function (GO): poly(ADP-ribose) glycohydrolase activity
Source: RefSeq, a predicted model, not a curated record